GACUAUAAAAGCCGUUGCCUGGAGAACGCCGCGCAUUAAUCGUUUGAUUCCGACGAGACGUGCGUGGUUGAUAGCGGAAGCUCCAUUACUUGCUGCGUCUAUCGACCGCUCCUUUUCUUCGUUGAAGCAUUAUCCGUUAGGAAUAAAGUAGCAAAAUGCGCGAGUGCAUCUCAAUUCACGUUGGUCAGGCUGGAGUACAGAUUGGAAAUGCCUGCUGGGAACUUUACUGUCUGGAGCAUGGCAUCCAGCCGGACGGGCAAAUGCCAUCCGACAAGACCAUCGGUGGUGGCGACGACAGUUUUAACACUUUCUUUAGCGAGACUGGUGCUGGCAAACACGUUCCUAGGGCGGUAUUCAUCGACUUGGAGCCAACAGUAGUCGAUGAGGUUCGCACCGGCACUUACCGCCAGUUGUUCCACCCUGAGCAAUUGAUCACGGGCAAAGAAGAUGCCGCCAACAAUUACGCUCGCGGUCACUACACGAUCGGCAAGGAGAUUGUCGAUUUGGUUUUGGAUCGUAUCCGCAAGUUGGCUGAUCAAUGCACUGGUCUUCAAGGAUUCCUCAUCUUUCACUCGUUCGGUGGCGGCACCGGCUCAGGCUUCACCUCCCUGCUGAUGGAACGUUUGUCCGUGGAUUAUGGCAAGAAAUCAAAACUGGAAUUCGCCAUUUACCCCGCGCCCCAGGUCUCCACCGCCGUUGUCGAGCCGUACAACUCUAUCCUGACCACGCACACCACACUGGAACAUUCCGACUGCGCUUUUAUGGUCGACAACGAGGCCAUUUACGACAUCUGUCGUCGUAAUUUGGACAUCGAGCGACCGACCUACACGAACCUCAACAGACUGAUUGGACAGAUUGUGUCCUCCAUCACUGCAUCCCUGCGCUUCGACGGCGCCCUCAAUGUCGAUCUGACCGAGUUCCAGACCAACUUGGUACCUUACCCGCGUAUCCACUUCCCUCUAGUGACGUACGCGCCGGUAAUCUCUGCGGAGAAGGCUUAUCAUGAACAGCUAUCCGUCGCCGAGAUCACCAAUGCCUGCUUCGAGCCGGCCAAUCAGAUGGUCAAAUGUGACCCUCGACACGGCAAGUACAUGGCCUGUUGUAUGCUGUACAGAGGCGACGUCGUGCCCAAAGACGUGAAUGCCGCAAUCGCGACCAUUAAGACAAAGCGCACCAUCCAGUUCGUCGACUGGUGCCCGACGGGCUUCAAGGUCGGCAUUAAUUAUCAGCCGCCGACCGUCGUACCUGGUGGCGACCUCGCCAAGGUGCAACGUGCCGUCUGCAUGUUGUCCAACACCACCGCCAUCGCAGAGGCUUGGGCUCGAUUGGACCACAAGUUCGAUCUGAUGUAUGCCAAGAGGGCGUUCGUGCAUUGGUACGUCGGUGAGGGUAUGGAGGAGGGCGAGUUCUCGGAAGCGCGUGAGGAUUUGGCCGCUCUCGAGAAGGACUACGAAGAAGUCGGUAUGGAUUCCGCAGAGGGCGAAGGCGAAGGAGCUGAGGAAUACUAAAAGACACGCUUCGCUCUUUUCAUGUUCGAAAUGUUUCCGCAUUUCUUUUCCUUUUUUCAAUCGUAUAACGGGACACAAGUCUAAAUAAACUAUCUGAUUUGCAAGUAUAA
Messenger RNA from Odontomachus brunneus, 1618 nucleotides. RefSeq names its product tubulin alpha-1 chain. Gene Ontology annotation, cellular component: cytoplasm; microtubule. Gene Ontology annotation, molecular function: GTP binding; structural constituent of cytoskeleton. The transcript has 3 exons. Bases 156 to 1508 code for a protein of 450 amino acids. The record is from RefSeq and is a predicted model, not a curated record. Lineage: Eukaryota; Metazoa; Arthropoda; Insecta; Hymenoptera; Formicidae. Gene Ontology annotation, biological process: mitotic cell cycle; microtubule cytoskeleton organization.